AUGGUUUGCCAAACUUCGUCUGAUAUACUUUUAAGAGAUAUUAGUAAUCUUUAUGAUAAAGCUGAUGAUUAUAAUGUAAAAAUACAAGUCGGAGAAGAUUCAAAAAUGGAAAUAUUUAAAGCUCAUUCAGUUAUUUUGCGUGCUAGGUCAAACUAUUUUCGUUCUGCAUUUUCUUCAAAUUGGGCUAAAAAAGAAGGAGAUUUUUAUAUAUUAAAAAAACCAAAUGUAACACCAAUUGUAUUUCAAAUCAUAUUAAAAUAUAUUUACACUGGAAUAGUUGAACUCGAAACAGUUAAUGUAGAAAAUAAUUUUAUUGAAUUAUUUCUUGCAGCAGAUGAGAUGAAUCUAUGUGAAAUUACUGAGCAUCUUUGUAAUAAUCAUUGGAUUAUGCAAAAUAGCAUUAAACUCUUUAAUACUAUUUCAUGUCGAAAAGUAAACUUUCCUAAACUUAAAGAAUUAUGCUAUAAUACUAUGAUUCAAACCCCAAAAUUAUAUAUUAAUUCUGAUGAGUUUUUGGGAUUAGAUUAUGAAGUCUUACUUACAAUUAUUCAACUUGAUAAUCUAGAAAUGAAAGAAAUCGUAAUUUGGGAGAAUUUAAUAAAAUGGGGUAUAGCAAAGAAUUCUACUUUUAAUUCAGAUAUGACAACUUGGACUAUUAAUGAAUAUGAGAUCUUGAAGGAAACUAUUUCACCAUUUAUUCAACAUAUUCGAUUUUUUCAAAUGACACCUCAAGAAUAUUAUUAUAAGGUUCAUCCUCUAGAUAAAUUGCUUCCUAAAGAAAUCAAAGAAGACCUACUUUUAUAUUUUAUUGUUCCAGAUUGCAAAUUGACCACAAAAGUCCUUCCACUUAGAAAAUCUCAGUAUGUAUUUGAUUCAUUUAUUCUUAAGAGAACUCAUUUUAACCUUAUUUCAUACUGGAUUGAAAAUGGUCAAGAAUUAUUGCCAAAUCCACUUGAAGAUGGUCAAUAUGAAUUUAAUUUGCUUUUACGUGGAAGUAGAGAUGGAUUUGAACCAAAAGAUUUUCACUUAAAAUGCAAUAAUAAAGGAGCUACAAUUGUUAUAAUUAAAUUAAAAAAUUUGGACAAAAUGAUUGGAGGAUAUAAUCCAAUAAAAUGGAGUGGAUCUAAUAAAUAUCUUAAAACAGAUAAAAGUUUUAUCUUUUCAUUUUCAAAUAAUUUAUGCUCGUCAAAAAUUAAAUUAAGCAGAGUUAAAAACAGUGGUUUUGCAAUUAGUGAUGGUAAUAUCGAUAGACGCUACCAUGGAUUUGGUUAUGGAGAUUUAGAUAUAUUUGAAAAAAGCUGUAAAUUAGAAGAUUAUUCUAUUAAAAUUCACGAUUCUGAAAACUUCGAAAUUGAUGAUUAUGAAGUGUUUCAAGUUGUAAAAAAGGAAUAA
Molecule: messenger RNA, 1392 nt
Organism: Rhizophagus irregularis DAOM 181602=DAOM 197198
Lineage: Eukaryota; Fungi; Glomeromycota; Glomeromycetes; Glomerales; Glomeraceae
Source: RefSeq, a predicted model, not a curated record